GCAUCAGUGUUCAUAUCAUUAAAUAACAGAUGCGGGUGAAAGAUCCAUCAAGAGCCAACCCCGAGAAAGCAAAGAGAAGCAAAAGGCCUAACAGGCCGCAGGAUGAGGACUCCUCAGAUGAUAUUUCAGGCUUAACCUGCCAGCACGUGAGCCAGGCGGUGGAUGUGCAUCAUGUGAAGAGGGCGGUAGCUCAGAGCGUCUGGUCCAUAUGUGCAGAAUGUCUGAAGGAGAGGCGGAUGAGUGAUGGUGAGCCCGUGGCACCUUCAGACAUCUGGCUGUGUCUCAAAUGUGGCUCUCAGGGAUGUAGUAAGAACUCAGAAGGCCAGCAUUCUCUGAAACACUUCCAAACAGCACACACAGAACCUCAUUGCAUUGUUAUCAACCUCAGCACGUGGAUCAUAUGGUGUUAUGAAUGUGAUGAAGAGCUGUCAACACAUUGCAACAAAAAGGUUUUGGCUCAGAUAGUUGACUUUCUUCAGAAGCAUGGUUCCAGGGCUGAACCAAGUUCAUCAAAAAUCAUACGACUCCGUGAAGAAAACAGUGAAACAAGUGAAAUACUGAAAGGAAAAAGUUCUGCUAAUGGUGCAUCAGUUCCAGUUAAAGGAAUAAAUAAUUUAGGAAAUACGUGCUUUUUUAAUGCUGUCAUGCAGAACUUGGCACAGACUCACAUACUAAAUGAAUUGAUGUAUGAGAUGAAGGAGAAAGGAACAAAGUUAAAAAUCUGUCACACUUCAGACUCCCAAUUGGAUCCUUUGGUGGUAAACCUCUCCAGCCCAGGACCCUUGACUUCAGCAAUGUUCCUAUUCCUUCACAGCAUGAGAGAAGCUGGGAAAGGUCCUCUUUCCCCUAAAGUGCUGUUUAGCCAGCUUUGUCAAAAGGCUCCUCGAUUUAAGGGGUUCCAGCAGCAAGACAGCCAGGAGCUUCUGCACUAUCUGUUGGAUGCAAUGAGAAUUGAAGAAACAAAGCGUAUACAAACUGGUAUCUUAAAAGCAUUUAAUAACCCAACUACUAAGACAGCAGAUGAAGAAACUAGAAGAAAAGUCAAAGGCAAUGUUUUUUCAGCGUAUGGAAGAGAGGGUGUGAAGAUGAACUUCAUAGAUAGGAUCUUUGUUGGUGAAUUGACUAGCACUGUCAUGUGUGAGGAAUGUGAAAAUAUUUCAACAGUAAAAGAACCUUUCAUUGAUCUUUCACUUCCUAUAAUAGAGGAGAGGGUUGCAAAACCUGUGCCUUUGGGAAGAACAGGUAAAGGUAAAAGUGUACAAGAGGCAGAUCUUGCUCAGUAUAACUGUUCUUCUAUCCCUACACUGAAUAAUCAACCCAAAAUUGUCAAGAAACACACUUUAACAAAAGAUAAGAAUCAGUUGAACCAGGAGAGACGGCUUGCCAGAAAAGCCUCCUCUCAUGAAGAAGAACAAAGCCCCGUUAUCAUGCAGGAAAAAAACAAAAAGCUGGAGGUGGAAGGUAGCUCUGGCAUCCCCUGCUCCAAAGACACAGGUGCUGACUGGGCUGUGAACGGCAGCCAGACAGAGGGCAGCGAGAAGGAAGCCACCCGCUCCGAGAGCAGCUUCGACGCAGACAGUGAAGCCUCAGAAAGUGAAAGUGCCUCGAAGCACACAGCUCUCAGCCCCUCCAGCAACGUGUCUGGUUUGCACAGCAACCACGUAAAUGCCAAAACACCGCACAACAAACCCAGCGAGGGGAACGACGAGGUGAUUUCCAGUGCCAUGUCCAAACUCAGCUUCUGCGAUACUAUAAAGGAAGAGAAAAAAAUGAGCCGCGGGGACCCGGCGUUAGGUUUAUCCAACAAUUCCGUCUUCUCGGUAGACAAAUCCCCACUGUCCCAAAACCCUCAAAACGCUUUCCAGACGCUUUCCCAAAGCUACAUAACUAGCUCAAAGGAGUGUUCUGUUCAGUCCUGCCUUUACCAGUUCACCUCUGUAGAGCUCCUGAUGGGGAACAACAAGCUUUUAUGCGAGAGCUGCACAGAAAGGAAACAGAAGUAUCAGAAGAAAACCAACUCCACAGAAAAGAAAAUGGACGGUGUCUACACAAAUGCUCGGAAACAGCUGCUGAUUUCUUCAGUUCCUGCUGUUCUUGUUCUCCAUCUGAAAAGAUUCCACCAGGCUGGUUUGAGUCUACGGAAAGUAAAUAGGCAUGUGGAUUUCCCACUGAUUUUAGACUUAGCACCAUUUUGUUCUGCAUCUUGUAAGAACGUGACGGAUGGUGCAAGAGUGCUGUACAGCCUGUAUGGAAUAGUGGAGCACAGCGGGUCCAUGCGAGGUGGUCAUUAUGCAGCGUAUGUGAAAGUCAGGACACCCUCCAAGAAAUUGCUAGAGCAUAUUUCUGCCACUAAAAGCGUUCUGGGUUUAAAGGAAGCCAUGGGAGCAUCAGGAGGACAGUGGGUGUAUGUUAGUGAUGCCCACGUUCAGAUGGUUCCAGAAUCAAGAGUACUAAAUGCACAAGCAUAUCUACUUUUUUAUGAAAGACUAUUACUAUAAUUCUCCACAGUUUAAUUUAAAAGAUGAUAGUGGUUAUUUAGUUUAUCUUAUUUAAAGCUGCAGUGGUAAGAGUACCUGUAAAUAUUGUGCCUUUAUCUUGUAGAGAAUUUAUCGUAUGUCGACUCUGAAGUUCAGUCACGCGAUUAUAUAAAUACCUGAAUGGUUCUCUUAAAGUAUGCACUUUGCCAAACAUGUAAAAUUCCUGGAUUCAUUAAAAUACAGUACCGUUAGAAUGUAAGAUGACGUCCUAUCCUACUGAGGUCUAUGGAAAAGUUUGCUCUUGAUUUUAAUAAGCUUUCACCUGUUGUUCUAGAACAGUUGAGAAUAAAAAUGCUGAUAGCGUUAAGUGCCUGGAUUUGCUGGUGUACAGUAAGAAUAUCAAGUAUUUCAACUUUUUGGGGUCUAGUCUGGAUCCUUCCUGCUGCUGGGCUGGAUGUCAGCUAUUCAGGAUUUCUGCAGAGAAGAACCUGUACAAAUCAUGCCACUUCCAGGCGUAGUGGUUGGAGAGCACAGCACUUCCAGAGCGUUUGAGUAACAGCAGCUGGGGGUUGCUGAGGUGCCUUUUCCCAACAGAGCAGGGAAUAGCCUGGGAGAUGGGGGCUCCCACAGAGAGACAGUGGAUCUUCAGUCCCCAGUCCCCCCUCAGCCGUCUCCAACUGGCACUGGUAUAGCAAUGUACUCCUCUUUUAAUAUAAAUAUAUACUCAGUGUGCAUACGUAUAUCCUCUGAGGUAUAGAUAUAUAUAUGCACACCAUAAAUCUGUCAAUAUAUAUUGUCAUUUUACCUACUAGGAAAGAGAAUUGCAAAUACUUCUGUAUUUAGUAAAUUUUCAACUUCAUAACGAUGACGACGUACAGCGUGUAAGCUUGUGUAUGAGUACCUACGGGGUUUACGUGUAACCGGGCAAUUCUGUUACUUCUGCUUCUAAACAUGAAUUUGUUUAUCUGUUCCUGGAUACUUUUCUCACAGGAGUAAUAAACUAUAAAUUAUUUUUGCA
Messenger RNA from Calidris pugnax (ruff), 3495 nucleotides. It is a transcript of the gene USP45, whose product is annotated as ubiquitin specific peptidase 45. The coding region runs from base 30 to 2498 and encodes 822 amino acids. Lineage: Eukaryota; Metazoa; Chordata; Aves; Charadriiformes; Scolopacidae. Gene Ontology annotation, biological process: protein deubiquitination. The transcript has 18 exons. Gene Ontology annotation, molecular function: zinc ion binding; cysteine-type deubiquitinase activity. The record is from RefSeq and is a predicted model, not a curated record.